This is a messenger RNA of Andrographis paniculata, 1183 nucleotides long. Its product is annotated as pathogen-associated molecular patterns-induced protein A70. The record is from RefSeq and is a predicted model, not a curated record. The coding region runs from base 155 to 862 and encodes 235 amino acids. Lineage: Eukaryota; Viridiplantae; Streptophyta; Magnoliopsida; Lamiales; Acanthaceae. The transcript has a single exon.
UGCUUAUUCAUUAUCUUUCAAAAUCGAUCCUUUUUUCCCCUUUGUGCCUUCAUUCACAAUUUCAUAUUUCCAAAUUUUGAGUCAAACUCAAACAAACAAACAAACUUUAAUCUCUGCAAACCUCCAGUGCUCCGCCGCCGCCGUCGCCGCCGCAAUGUCCGACCAAUCUCCGGCCUCGUCUUCCCCAAUCUCAAUCUGGACCGCCAUUAACAGCUGGUUCACUCCCACCGUGCUCUUCAUCCUCCUCAACCUCGUCAUCGCCACCAUUGCCUUCACCUCCACCACCAAGCACCGCCGCCGCCGCCGCCACCCUCCGCCGCCCUCCGCCGCCAGAUCUCCCUCCCUCCUUCACCGCCUCAAAACCCUAACUUUCGACCCCCACUCCAGAUCUGCCGACCCCCUCCCGCAAAACGACGCCGUCUCCCCAGAUUCUCAGAAUCUCCUCCCCCACUCGGAAUACUUCUUCCCGGAGCCGUUCGAGACAGAUUCCGGCGACUUCGACGGCGGCGCUUCUCAACAAACCACCGCCGGCGACGUAUCGGGCGCCGUCCACGUCAGCAGGUCGAAAUCCGACACCCGGCCGGCGUCGGGAGAGAUUCCGACCAAACUUCCGGCGACGAUGAGGAAAUCGGCGAGCAUGAAAUCGGCGUUCGGCCAUUUCAAAGAAGAGGAUAUUGUGAUUUCGGAGGAGCGGCGGCCGGCGACGGCGACGGCGCACCACGACGGCGACGAGGAGGUGGACGCGAAAGCCGCCGAUUUCAUCAACAGAUUUAAGGAGCAGCUGAAGCUGCAGCGGGUGGACUCCAUUGUCAGGUACAGAGAAAUGAUAAGAAAAGGGAACUCCGGCAGGGGAGAUCAGUGAUAUUUUUGCCUUUUCGAAGGGGGUGGUGUGUAAUUUUCGGGAAUAGGACUCUUCGCGGUUUUCGAUGGGGGCUAUUUUGUAAUAUCUACUAAAUGCAUGGGGUAUCCGGCAUAAAUUCGUGUUGACGGGAAAUAGGGGUUGGUGGGAAUGUGGGGGCAUAUUGGUAAUUUCGUAUCUAAUUGCGUUUGAGUUAUUUCUGACCGUUGGAUUAAGUUGCGAAAAUUUAUGUAGAUAGGGGAGAUUGGUUCGAUUUAAUAAAGGAGCUUUAGUGGUGUAGAGUGUAAGAACGUGCGUAGUCAAUGUAACACUUUUGGUCCAAAA